This is a messenger RNA of Syzygium oleosum, 2097 nucleotides long. RefSeq lists its product as uncharacterized. Bases 75 to 1952 code for a protein of 625 amino acids. The transcript is spliced from 2 exons. NCBI's taxonomy places the organism in Eukaryota, Viridiplantae, Streptophyta, Magnoliopsida, Myrtales, Myrtaceae. The record is from RefSeq and is a predicted model, not a curated record. Gene Ontology annotation, molecular function: protein binding.
GACGCCCUUGCACCCCCGUCGCCCAUCGAUCCGUCCGUUUGUCAGGAGGAACGACGUGUUGUAUAUCGGCAAAUAUGUCUCCGGCAAAGUCCAAGUCCAAGUCCAAGAAUAAGUCCUCUGCACGGGCUGGAAAUGAACAAAAGGUUGCAUCUAAGACUCCUGGGUCUUCGAAUGGAGGAGGGAAUGGCAGUUCUGCGAGCGCUUACAAUCCAGUCUCUGGCACGUUCCAUUUGCUGGAGACCUCGCCGCUUGAUUCUUCACCACCUUCACAGAGUAAUGGCCGAUUUCAAACUAUAGAUGACACGGAUGAGCACUCAAGUAGUCCGCAUGGAACUGUUUCGGAGUUUGAUUCAGUUUCCAACAAUGGUAGCUGGUCUGGUGAGUCAGAAGACCUCAAAGAUAAGGUAGGUUCCACUCCUCAACGGGAACUGGUACCUGGUCCUGACAAUGAUAAGCGAGAGAAGAUUCGCUUGAAGAAUGAAAAGAAACACCAGAGGCAGAGAGAGAGGAGAGCACAAGAAUUGCAUGAUCGUUGCAGUGGCUACUUAAUGUCAAGAAAAUUGGAAGCACUUUCUCAGCAACUUGUGAGCAUGGGGUUCUCUUCGGAGCGGGCAACCUUAGCUCUUAUGAUGAAUGAAGGCAGGCUGGAGGAUUCAAUUUCCUGGCUAUUUGAUGGAAACGAAGAGGAAGCUCUUGACAAGGGUAAUGACAGCGGAAGCAGAGGUAACUUGAAGAUUGACAUAAGUGAAGAGAUUGCUCGGAUUACAGAACUGGAGGUGAAAUAUAAGUGCUCUAAGCAGGAGGUGGAAAGAGCUGUGGUUGCUUGUGAAGGUGAUCUGGUGAAGGCAGAAGAGUCUUUGAGGUCAGAGAAACAGGAUUCACAAGUUACAGUAACAACGUCAGAAGCUAUGCCUUCCCCGCAAACCCUUGUCAGACCGCGGGAGAAGCAUAUAGCUACCAUGACGACGUUGCAGGGAAGGAAUGAACGAGAUUCGAACUAUGCUAAGGCAGUUUCUAUCACACCAACGGACGUAGAGCUUGGCACUUCCAAGUUGCAAUCUUCAAAGAUAAACCAGCAAGCAUCACUAGUGGAGAAGAGAUGGCCUCCUUCAGGAUCAAGCUUUUUGCCUUCAUCAAGUAUCGCAAUGCGGACACAGGUCGCACCUGCAGUGACGAAGUCUGAUUUUCAUCACGGUGUUGCUGAAGAGAAACUAAUUCAAAAUGCAGCAUAUAGGGAACCUGUAAUAGUGAUGCAGCGUCCCCAGUCCACGUUACCCAGGUCAACUGUCGUCUCGAGCGUAGGAACCUCGCCUUCAGUAUCAAUUGGUUACCAUCCAAAUGAUGUUUCUCGUGCUGAGAUCUUAAGGUCAAACAUGAAGUUGCUCCAUGCUCAGAGAUUGGGAAGCCUUGGCCUAGAAAAUCAGGGUUUGGAGCAAUUCUACCAUCAACCCGUAUACAAGGAGAGUCCAUCAAUUCUUGGUCCAUUGGAUACGAUGGCUGAGUUUGGUGGCUCAUGGAAUACAAUGGGCAGAUCUCCUCCUAACGCUGUUCCAUCUAACCCUGUUACUUCCUGGAACAAAAUUGGCACCCCUGCAGCUUCACACACAAUUCCUUCAUCGUCGCUUGGACUAUUUUCUACUUGGAGGUCGGCAGGAACAUUGGGCUCAUCCUCUCAGGUGGAUUGGAAUGUCAGCGGUGCAAUGCCGGAGUUCGAUUAUACCAGAAUAGAUUGGACCCUCGAUGCCAAUUUGGCGCAUUCCAAGUCGAGUGGAGUGUGGCUACACCUCUCGUCAAUGUUGAGGAACAAUUCCACAAUGAUGCUUGGAGCUGCCAACAGGGUCUGUACUACAGACGCAUCACCAGGUGGUGGUUCAUGUGAGUGGACCUCUCCUUUUGCAGGAAAAGACAUCUUUAGCUUGCCCAGGCAAUUUGUAACUUCUCCAUCUCCCUAGGUCUUGGUGUCUAGGAGAUGGGAGAAGAAAAAUAGAAUAGCGGAACAAAAGCCCUGGUGGGGGGUUGGAUGGAUGUGUUGGUGUGUUUGUUUUCUGGUUUCCCUAUUAAAGUUGCUGCUAGUGAUAUCUGGCCGUAGUAUUUAUA